AUGGAAGGCGCUGUCGAUGAUCCCGAGCGCCACCUAGACAACAACUCAAUGGAAGAGCUCAUGUACAGGGACAUGGUCCGUCUGGCCGACGACCUCGGCAUUGGGCCGCUGAUGAUGGACCCCGUCCACGGCUUCUUCGUGUCGAUCCGGCCUAGGUGGCUGACUCAGCCCCGCCCUAGUCCUGUAAGGCGCACUUUCCGCGGAGCCAGUCCAAUCGAGGAGCGCGUCGGGCUGCUUCCCGACACCACCCCCAGCGCGCCCACCAGCGACACGCUGCCCAGUCCCCCGCGCGCGGCAAAAAAGAGCAAGAAGGCGAAGGCGAAGAAGGCUGGCAAGGCGAAGGUGACCAAGGCGACUCCGAAGGCGACUCGGACCGUGGCGACUCAGCGCCGCCGCAGCGCGCAAACAAUGUCGGACGCGUGGCCCGACCAGCGGCGCAGCAUGCGGGUGCAGGAGAGAUUGGCCAUACAGGCGUCGCUGGCCGACGUUGCGGUGAGGCAAGCGCAGGACGCUGCGGCGGCUGCGGACAAGGACACUCCAAUGCAGGCCGCAGACGCUGCGGACGAGGACACUCAGGACACUCGUAUGCAGGACGUUGACGAGGACACUCCUAUGCAGGACGUGGGCGACGUGGCUCGGUCCACUCAAGACACUAUUCUGGGUCAGCAAGACACUAUUCUAGGUCAGCAAGAUACUAUUCUGGGUCAGCAAGCCAGCCAGCAAGACACUCCGGGUCAGCAAGGCACUCACGUGCAAGACACCAUUCACGUAGCCACGCAAGGCCCCACGACUCCGCGCCCGCGUGGCCGUCCGCUGCAGCGCGUCCCCGCGCCUCCGCUGCGGCAGCGUGGCGGCGGCGGCGUCGCCACGUCUCCGGUGCGUGGCCGUGGCCGGGACCGCAUCCUCAAGAGCAGCUUCCGGCGCACGACGCGACCAAGGCGCAAAGUGUACUUUGGCCACAACACGCACUACAGCCCGCCGCCGGCCAAGGCCUACAACCCAGCCAGUCCCCCGGUGCGCACGGCAAACCCAGGCGCGGGCAACGCCAGUCGCCCCACUGGCAACGACUACUCCAGCCUCGACUCCAGUCGCGCGGGCAACGACACGGGCAACGACUCUACGGGCAACCCCACGGGCAACCCCAGUCGCCCCACGGGCCUCUACCCACUCAACCCAUUCAGUCGCCCCAUGAGCCUCUACCUACUCAACCCAUACAGUCGCCCCACGGGCAACACGGGCAACGACUCCAGUUGCACGGGCCUCACGGGCAACCCCAGUCGCGCCACGGGCCUCAACCCCACGGGCAACCCCACGGGCAACCCCAGUCGCCCCACGGGCCUCUACCCACUCAACCCAUUCAGUCGCCCCACGGGCAACACGGGCAACGACUCCAGUCGCACGGGCCCCACGGGCAACGACUCUAGUCUCCCCACGGGUAGCUACUUCGGCCUCAACUACUAUACUCCCGUUAUUCGGCGUAUGCCUCGAGAUGACCAACUGUAUGGCCAUGGCCAAGUCGGCCGGCCCACGGUGCGCUACCCCACGGGCCUCGACUCCACGGGCAACGACUCAGACAGUCACGUCGUUCGGCGUAUCCCUCGCGCCACGGGCAACAACUACAGCAACGACUACACCACGGGCAACCACUCGGGCGACAGUCGCGUCGUUCGGCGUAUCUCUCGCGCCACUGGCAACGACUACAGCAAUGACUACAACGACUACAGUCGCACGGGCAACGACUACCGCCCGGGCAACGACUACAGCCGCUUGGGUAACGACUACAGCAACGACUACAGUCGCCCCAAGUCACAGGGUCGCCCCACCGGCAACGACUACUCGGGCCUCACCUACAGUCGCACGAGCAACGACUACUCCUCCACAGGCAGUCGCCCGUCACAGAGACAGCCCACGUCGCAGACACAGCCCAGCGUAGCCAGCAGCGUCCUCAGCUACCGCCUCAGCCCCAGCUUCGCCGACGCUAGCAGCGACUUGGCCAGCGCCUUGGCCACGGCCGAGGCCAUCGUCGCUCGCGCCGACCUGGAAGAGAACGUCGCCCUCGCCGCUCGCGCCCUCUACCAGCUCAGUCUCGGCCAGGUCAGGGAGGGCCAGCUGCAAGAGUCGCAAGAGUCAGCGCAGCAGUCGGCGCAGCAGUCGGCGCAGCAGUCGCAGCAGUCAAUCUACCCAGCGCAAGAGUCGCAAGGGUCGGCGCAGCAGUCGGCACAGCAGUCGCAGCAGUCGAUCUACCCAGCGCAAGAGUCGCAAGGGUCGAUCUCGCAGCAGUCUAUCUCGCAGCAGUCCAUCUACCCAGCGCAGCCGCUUGAGUCUUACGCAGCGCAGUCCCCAACAGGGCCGCAGUACCAGAUACUGGAGUCGGCGCAAGAGUCGGCGCAGGGAACAGCGUCGGGAACAGCGCUGCCGUUGAUUUACUCCGGAACAGCGCCGCAAGAGUCGACUUACCUCUGGCUACCGUACCCGCAAGAGGCAGCGCAAGAGACGGCGCAAGAGUCGACUUCGGGAACACAGGCACCUGCACAGCCACCGACUUACGGAACAUUACAAGAUUCGAUUGACCUAACAGAAAUCAAGCAGGAGGAGGGCGAAGAGUCGACUUACGGAACGCAGUCGACUUACGGAGCGCAGUCGACUUACGGAGCGCAGCACCGACUUACGCACGGGCACCAACUUACGGAACAUUACAAGAUUCCAUUUUCCCAACAGGGCAUCCGCAAUACCAGAUCAAAGCUGGAAGAGGGACAAGAGGAGGGAGCGCAAGAGGCAGCGCAAGAGGCAGCGCAGUUGACUUACGGACAGGCACCCGCACAGCCAACUUACGGACCACAGGCACCGACUUACGGACAGGCACAGCCGACUCCAGCACCGCGCUACACCACGUGGAGCCCCCUCAACCCGCCGCUGCGCGCGGCUCGCCGUCCAGCUUGUGCCGUCGAGUCGAGCAUCCACCUGCGCGAGGACGAGGACGCUGAGGACGGCACUGGCGGCACUGGCGGUUCCGGGCAUACUCUGGGGAUCCUCUGGGAUUCGGGGAUCUGUCUGGGAUCCGUCUGGGAUCCGUCUGGCAUCGGCUGGGCAACUUGCACUCUGGGGAUUGGUCUAUGGGGAUUGGUCGUCUAG
Messenger RNA from Lasiosphaeria miniovina, 3132 nucleotides. RefSeq lists its product as uncharacterized. Bases 1 to 3132 code for a protein of 1043 amino acids. NCBI's taxonomy places the organism in Eukaryota, Fungi, Ascomycota, Sordariomycetes, Sordariales, Lasiosphaeriaceae. The record is from RefSeq and is a predicted model, not a curated record. The transcript is spliced from 3 exons.